Molecule: messenger RNA, 1039 nt
Organism: Spizellomyces punctatus DAOM BR117
Lineage: Eukaryota; Fungi; Chytridiomycota; Chytridiomycetes; Spizellomycetales; Spizellomycetaceae
Exons: 2
Coding region: 390-722 (110 amino acids)
Source: RefSeq, a predicted model, not a curated record
GUCGUGACGAAUAGAUGUUGACGGAAAGCAUGAUCAAAUGCAUCCGUAUCAUUGCCUUGCGUGUCGUCCUGUGCAACGUAAACGUUCUAUACCGUAGGGUGAUGUUCACAUGUACUGAAUCUUCCUUCGGAGGAAGCUUUCAUGCAGAAUUCGGUCGUGCACCCUCCCUGCCAUCAUCAACUCGGGGCACGCCAUAAUAGCCCACGAGGUGACUGACAUACAUUAAAACACUUGCCUGAUCUUGUUCUCUCUUGCUCUGGCAUCUCGUCCUUUCCUCAUUUUUAUCCUUCCACUCUCGUUUAUGUUUAGGAACCCCGCUAGCAGUUUUGUCUUUCCGAUGCUGAAGUAAGACAAGAUUUUUGUGGAAGCUGGAUAGACAUCGUCAAAAGAUGAUCAUUGGCGGACAUCGAAAAAGGUCCACAGUGCCCUGGAUCGACAAGCUAUUGAGCACAUGUUUGCCCCACGGCACGUUUCCGAUGAGAAUGGGUGAGACUGUCCAAUCUGCGCGUUUACUCGCUCUGCAACAGAGCUAUGGCCUUAAAGAAUAUGUCAUCCAAGACCUCUGGUCAGAAUGGUGCUCCUGUGGCCUUUGCAUUGUAGUGUAUGAUAAAGUACCAGUAAUCAUCCAGAGAAUAAGAACGAUUUAUAAACACUCGACCUCCUUUGUCUUUUCCGCACUGAAAAUACAGCCGACGAGCUUUCGAGUAAAGGUCAGGGCCUAGCCAGCGAAAUCAAUUUUAGGACUCAUGUUAACCAUUUGGCUCCAGACACUUUGAGUCUUUUCCACUGAUGAUUUGGACCUCUAGCUUGUAUUUCGUGACCCUUGUUGGGACAUCUCUCGUAAGUGUUCUGUUCAGUUUUGAAAUUCGCCAUGGUUUCUUGGAUAGUCGCUUGAGUGUCAUAGGGCAUGCUGUGGUGGGCUUUAUAUUGCUCCAAUUGCACCAGAUCUUUCAAUGUAAUCAGCUGAGCAUCGUUCCUUAAUUUUCAUACCUCUGUCCAUACGGUUUAUCUUACAUUGUCCAUCAUGGCUUCUUUCGCU